Acyrthosiphon pisum (pea aphid) is the source of this 3410-nucleotide messenger RNA. Its product is annotated as acyl-CoA synthetase short-chain family member 3, mitochondrial. Lineage: Eukaryota; Metazoa; Arthropoda; Insecta; Hemiptera; Aphididae. The transcript has 15 exons. Gene Ontology annotation, molecular function: propionate-CoA ligase activity. The record is from RefSeq and is a predicted model, not a curated record. Gene Ontology annotation, cellular component: mitochondrial matrix. The coding region runs from base 375 to 2351 and encodes 658 amino acids.
UGAUAAAAACAAUUGGUGUAAAUAUUAACUCAUCAAUGAAAUUAGAUACAUGGCAUUAACCAUCUAUUACAAAUUUGAAUUAAUCUACAUAUAAUUAUAAAUAAUUAAACGAAACAAAGGUCGUUAAUCGAACAGCACUGCCAAUGCUUUAAACACCGCAUUUCAAAUCAUUUUAGUAUCGAAAUUUUUUUUUUAAAUUGCAAUGUGUUUGUUUUAAAUUCUAAUGUUAAUUAUUUAUUUUAAAUAACAGUUGUGGGUGUAAUAAAGAAAAUUAAUUGUAAUUACCGGCAGGAGUGUCUUUCUUUGUCAUAAAUUCUGUGUAUUUAUUUAUACGUUGAAGUAAUUUACCUUACAAUAAUUACGUGAACAACAAUAUGGUACCAAAUCGAAACAAAUCACUCAGCGUAAAUCAAAAUGUAAAUAAGACUGAAAAUUAUGAAGAAGCAUACCGUCGAUCUUUGGAAGACCCUGAAGGUUUCUGGGCUGAAGUCGGCGCCGUUGUCGAUUGGUACAAGCCCUGGGAUAAAGUUUUAGACAACAGUGCUCAACCUCUAACUGAUUGGUUUGUUGGGGGAGAAAUAAAUGCAUGUUACAAUGCAGUCGAUCGUCAUAUCAAGGCAGGCAAGGGUAAAAAAGUCGCCUUAAUCCAUGAUAGCCCUGUGACCGAAUCUGUGACAAAAAUUACUUACGAUGAUCUAUAUGAAAAAGUAUCAUUGUUAGCUGGUGCUUUGGUAAACCUUGGUGUAGUAAAAGGUGAUCGUAUUUUGAUUUAUAUGCCUCUUAUACCCGAAGCUAUCAUUUCAAUGUUGGCUGUUGUUCGCAUUGGAGCCGUUCAUUCUGUGGUUUUCGGAGGAUUUGCAGCUCGUGAACUUUGUGCACGUAUCAACCACGCCACUCCUAAGGUAAUAAUAGCAGCGAAUUGUGGGAUCGAACCGAACAAAAUAGUAAGGUACAAAGAUAUUCUAAACACUGCUCUCGACCGGGUAACAGAAAAACCUAAACAUUGCAUUAUAUACCAAAGACCAAACAUGGAACCUUCUCCAUUAACUCCAGGAAUUGAUAUACUUUGGUCCGAUGCAUUGUCGACAGCUAAACAUCAUCCAUGUGUGCCCGUGGAAGCAAAUCAUCCUCUGUAUAUACUGUAUACAUCAGGCACUACGGAUAAACCUAAAGGAAUCGUCAGACCAACUGGUGGACAUAUUGCCACAUUAUGCUGGACGAUGAGCUGUAUUUAUGGUAUGACGGAAGAUGAUGUUUGGUGGACUGCAUCCGACAUGGGCUGGGUAGUAGGACAUUCAUACAUAUGUUAUGGUCCGCUUUGUGCUGGAAUCACAUCAGUUAUGUAUGAAGGUAAACCGGAUAGGACACCUGAUCCUGGACAAUAUUUUAGAGUAAUCCAAGACCAUAAAGUGAAUGGACUGUUUACGGCACCCACUGCUUUAAGGGUCAUCAGAAGAGAAGACCCAGUUUUGGAGUUUGGUAGUAAAUAUAACACAAAAUCGCUAAGAACUCUAUUUGUGGCUGGAGAACAUUGUGAUCAUGAAACAUUGGCUUGGGCUGGAAAAGUCCUGAAUGUACCUGUUUUGAAUCACUGGUGGCAAACUGAAACUGGUCAUUCAAUUACGGCUACUUGUCUGGGAUUUGGACAUAAUCUAAAACCUCCUAUGUUUUCUGCCGGAAUGCCGUUUCCCGGAUACGAUGUGAGAAUUUUAAAAGAAGACGGUAGUCCGUGUCAGCUAUUGGAAUUGGGUCGAAUCGUGGUCAAACUCCCGUUACCACCAGGAGUCAUGUCGUGCUUGUACAAAGCCCCCGAACGAUUUCUCAAUACAUACUUCAAUAACUUUAUUGGUUAUUACGAUACGAUGGACGCUGGCUACACCGAUGAAAAGGGUUAUAUAUACGUCACAGCUAGAGACGACGAUGUUAUAAAUGUGGCUGGACAUCGGCUGUCGACAUCUGCAUUAGAAGACGUAAUUCUAUCUCAUCCGGAUGUUGGAGAUGCAGCCGUAUUCGGCGUCCCGGAGACUACGAAAGGAGAAAUACCUCUAUGUCUUUACAUUAAAAACAAAAAUUGCAGUAAAAAAGAAGAAGACAUCAACAAUGAAAUUGUACAAAACGUUCGAGAUUUAAUUGGACCGAUUGCGUCAUUCCAUUUGUGUGCACCUGUGCAAGGUUUGCCCAGAACGCGAUCGGGAAAAACAGCUAGGAAAUCGUUAUCAAAUUUAGCUAGUGGAAAAAAAGUGAUUAUAUCAGGUACGAUAGAAGAUCCUUCAGUAUAUUUGGAUAUCAAACAGGUGUUACAAAAACUUGGUUAUGCUAAAAAUGCUCCAGACCCAGAAAUUGAAAAAUAACAAAGCAUCUAUAAUAAAUAUGUAAAAUUUUAUUUAUUUAUAAAUUAAAAUUUUUAAAUAUAAUAUAUAUAAUGUAAAAUCAAAUAAAGUUAACAAAUUAUUAUUUCUAAUUGCUAUGAAUCGCUAUUAAUUUGUAGUAAUAUGAAAGUUAUGAAAAAAUAUUUAAAAUUCUAAUCACUUUAGAUAUCUAUUAAAAAAAAUAAACUAUUAAAUAUUGCACAAUAUAUUUAUUAUGUAUGUAUAUAGUACUAUAAUCAUAGUACACAAAAAAUAAUGUUAAAAUUUACUUGUUCAAGUUAGUGUAUAUUUAAGGAAAUCAAUAAUUAAAAACAGUACGAAAAAAUCAUUAAUAUUUUAUGAAUAAUUAUUAUUACUUAAUAUAACACCUCGUGGUCCACAUUUAAUAAGAAUUGAGUCUUGAUAUUUAAUUUCGGAAGAUUAAUUUUUAGUUAAAAAAUGUAUUAUAAAUAUAUAAUUUAUUGCAUUUAAUAAUUUGCUUAAAAUAUUUAUUAAAAUCAUAUUUAUUAUAAACUACUUUUAUUAGAUAAUUUACACUAGGUUAGUUAUUGUUAUAAUUACUCAUUAUUAAAAAUUAGGUAUCUGCCUAUAUCUAAAACUAUGAUUUAUUGUUAAAAAUUCUGUUUAAAACUAAGAUUUAUUAAUACGUAUAUAUAAUCAAUUACGAAUGCGUUUUUCAUGAUUUAAUUUAAAUUUAUGUGGUGAAUUAUAUUAAUAAUUAUACUGUAAGUUUUAGUAGUAUGUACACGACUUAUUCUCUGGCACUAGUCGAAUUGGUAGCAAACGCAAGUAUAAUACUCAGACUAACUAAAAAAAAAAAAAAACUAUUACAGAAAUAAAAUAAAAUAGUUGUUUAAAAUUACUAAAAAUAAAUUGUGAUUUUAUAAUUUAUAAAAAAAAAAUUAACAAAUUCCCUAUAAUUAUUAAGCAUGAUUUUUUCAUAUGUACCUAUUGUUUGGUGAUAAUUACUUUAAAAAAUUAUGUUUCAAAACUUUAUCUAAAAAUAUUUUUGUGAUUAAUAAAUGUUUAUGUUUUAUACAA